AUGGGCGCCCGAGGGAUGCUGCGAGCCGCGGUGUUCCUGCUGCUCAUCAGGACCUGGCUGGCCGAGGGCGACGACCCCCCGCCCUCCCACCACUUCCACCUGGGGCUCGCGUCCCGCGUGCCCGAAGUCGUCCUGAACCUCUUCCACUGCAAAAAUUGUGCCAAUCAAACUGUGGUUCACAAGAUUUUGGACAGGGUACUGUCGAAAUAUGACAUCCGUCUGAGACCUAAUUUUGGAGGUGCCCCCCUGCCCGUGGGGAUCUCCAUGUAUGUCUCCAGCAUCGAGAAGAUCUCGGAGGUGACCAUGGACUACACAAUCACAAUGUUUUUCCAUCAGACCUGGAAAGAUCCACGUUUAGCCUACUAUGAGACCAACCUGAACCUGACCCUGGACUAUCGAAUGUUUGAGAAGUUGUGGGUCCCGGACUGCUACUUUCUGAACAGCAAGGACGCCUACGUGCACGACUCCACCGUGGAGAACCGCGUGUUCCAGCUUCACCCGGACGGAACGGUCCGCUACGGCAUCCGACUCACCACCACAGCCGCUUGCGCCCUGGACCUGCAGAAAUUCCCCCUGGACACGCAGACCUGCAAGCUGGAGGUGGAAAGCUACGGCUACACGCUCGACGACAUCAUACUCUACUGGGAGGGCAACGGCAAAGCCAUCCGGGGCACCGAGCGGCUGCGCAUCCCGCAGUUCAGCUUCCUGGGGAAGUCGAUGAUGAACAAGGAGGUGCUGUUCUACACAGGUUCUUACAUGCGCCUGAUCCUGAAGUUCCUGGUCCGGAGGGAGAUCACCAGCUUCCUCCUGCAGAUCUACUGGCCCACCGUGCUCACCACCAUCGCCUCUUGGAUAGCGUUUUGGAUGAACUACGAAUCCUCUGCAGCCAGGGUGACGAUUGGCCUGACUUCAAUGCUCAUCCUGAACGCGAUCAACUCUCAUCUGCGGAGUAAGCUCCCUCAAGUCUGCUGUAUCAAGGCCAUCGACAUCUACAUGGUCGUCUGCUUCUUCUUCGUGUUCCUGUCCUUGCUGGAGUAUGUCUACAUCAACUAUCUCUUCUACAGCCUGAGAGAGAGCCACCGCCAGUACAGGCGCCAAAGGCGCGCGCGCAGAGUCAUGGCCCGCUACCGCUACCAGGAAGCCGUGGCGCAGGUUGGCUUGGUCAGCAUCGAAGAUGACAAUGACUCUUCUCCCUUCAGACCUGCGGAGACCGGCCUGGCCAGCCCAGAAAGCCUCCGCUCUUUGGAGUCCAUCCUGAAGCAGGCCCCACUGGCCACCGCUGAAAGCCUCAGCUCACUGUCCUCUCUCUCAGACCAGUCCUGGCUGGCCACUGAAGGCAGCCUGAGCAAGCUCCCUUCCGCUUCCGAGCAGGCCCUGCCCAGCCACAGCCUUCGCACCAGGGCAGUCGAGAAUGACGACGCCAUCGUUCCUGCCGAAAUCCUCAACCGUUCCGAGGCCCACAGCCACGCCGAGACCUGCGAGCCAGAGGAGUCUGGCUUAGAGGAGGCCCGCGGCCCCAGAGCAAGGCAUCCGCUCACGUCUGGCCAGAGGCGCGCGCGCAGGCCCAGCCUCGACCUGGAGGAGAUCCGCGCCAGCCUGGAAGAUAUGCGCGGCCUGCCCGACGACGUCAGAAUGGAGAGCGGCUACAGCGACCUGGAGAAGGAGUUCGAGCGCGUGGUCGAAGCCACCUGCAGCCUUCCCGAGGACUUCCUGGGCUUCGAUGACGACAAGGGCAGUAAUUCCGAGUCUGACGACAGCGGCCCCCCCAGCCCCAAGUGCUCCUUCAAGGAUAGUUUCUCCGCCAAGCUCUUUCUCCCUAGGUACAUCCCCAGGGUCGACAAGUGCUCCCGCGUCCUCUUCCCUCUUGCCUUUCUGGUGUUCAACAUCGCCUACUGGGCCUACCACCUGUACUAG
Molecule: messenger RNA, 1914 nt
Organism: Talpa occidentalis (Iberian mole)
Lineage: Eukaryota; Metazoa; Chordata; Mammalia; Eulipotyphla; Talpidae
Gene: GABRQ
Product: gamma-aminobutyric acid type A receptor subunit theta
Exons: 9
Coding region: 1-1914 (637 amino acids)
Biological process (GO): chemical synaptic transmission; nervous system process; regulation of membrane potential
Cellular component (GO): GABA-A receptor complex; neuron projection; membrane
Molecular function (GO): extracellular ligand-gated monoatomic ion channel activity; GABA-A receptor activity; neurotransmitter receptor activity
Source: RefSeq, a predicted model, not a curated record